Molecule: messenger RNA, 4513 nt
Organism: Malania oleifera
Lineage: Eukaryota; Viridiplantae; Streptophyta; Magnoliopsida; Santalales; Ximeniaceae
Product: probable inactive ATP-dependent zinc metalloprotease FTSHI 5, chloroplastic
Exons: 19
Coding region: 162-4121 (1319 amino acids)
Biological process (GO): proteolysis
Cellular component (GO): chloroplast thylakoid
Molecular function (GO): ATP binding; ATP-dependent peptidase activity; ATP hydrolysis activity
Source: RefSeq, a predicted model, not a curated record
GCUGGGAUCCGGCUGACCGCGCUCAGCCCAUUUCCCAUGUAAGGGAUCCGACGCGGUUCUCCGGCCCUUAAAAGCGACCUUGUUGUCUAGCCUGUAGGCUGCACUCUGCAGAGUGCAGAACUCAACUUCUUCCCCGCCUAUCCUCUCUUUCUCUCUCUCAAAUGGCUUCCACCUUCCCUUCUUCUCCACCCAUCGCCGCAUCCCACAUUCCUCUCCUCACCUUCCCACGCCCCAACUCUCUACUCACGUUCUUCAGUCCCUUCCCCACAAAACGGCGUCGUAAAUCCCGGAAAAUCACAGUCAAACACUCCCAUAAACCCACCAAGGACACCCAUCUGAUGUCCUGCAAUUUUGGCCCGAGGAAGACCUUUGUAGAAGCUCCCAGAGGCAAAAAAUCCCGGACGGAAGAAGGAAACUCAGUUGCUUCGACUGUAAAUGUUGUAGAAUUUAAGAGUAAUGUGUUUAGCUACAUUGCAAGGCCAAUUGCGUUUGCUUUGUUUUGCAUUGCUAUUGGGUUUUGCCCCAUUGGGAAGUUGCCAGUGCGUGCAAUUGCUGCGCCUGCUGCGGCAGAGGUCGCGGUCAGUGAGAGAGGGAGAGGAAGGGGGAAGAAUUCGAAAGAGUUGAAUUCAAAGGGUCAUGAGUACUCGGAUUUCACGGAGCAAUUGUUAGAGAAGGUGUCGGAUUUGCUUAGGAGAAUAGAAGAUGCUAAGACAGGUAAUGGAGAUGUGGUGGAUGUAGAGAAGGCGUUAAAGGAGGUUAAGUUGAAGAAGGAGCAGUUGAAGGGUGAAAUUAUGAGUGGGCUUUAUGCAGAAUUGAGAGAGCUGAGGAGGGAGAAGGCGGAAUUGGUUAAACGGUCAGAGGUGAUUAUAGAUGCAGUGGUGAAAGCAAAGAAUGAAGAGGAGAGGUCAUUGAGAAAAGGAGGUGGUGGGGAUGAGGUGAGGGAGCGGAUGUCAAAGUUGGAAGAGAGUGUAAACGGAAGUGAGAAGGAGUACAAUGAGAUAUGGGAAAAGAUUGGGGAGAUUGAGGAUCGAAUUUUGUGGAGGGAGUCAAUGGCCUUAAAUAUUGGUGUGAGGGAGCUUAAUGUUAUUGAGCGAGAAAGUGAGCAGUUAGUACGUGGGUUUAGACAGGAAAUGAGGCAGCAGGGUAUCAAGAGUGUGCCAAAAAACUUUUCUGCUAAGCUCUCUAGAUCUGAUAUUCAGAAAGAAUUGGAGACAGCGCAAAGAAAACACUGGCAACAGAUCAUUCUGCCUAGUGUUUUGGAAGUUGCAGAUCUUGGACCUUCCUUUGAUCCAGAUUCAAGGGAUUUUGUUAUGCGUAUAAGGCAAGCCCUUAAGGAUUCAGGGAAGAUGCAGAAGAAUCUGGAGGCUCUUAUAAGAAAAAAUAGGAAAAGAUCUGGUGAGGAAAAGCAUUUUGUUGUAAGAACACCAGUUGAUGAGUUUAUGAAAGGUUUUCCAGAAGCUGAAUUGAAGUGGAUGUUUGGAAAGAAGGAGGUUGUGAUUCCUAAUUCUGUUGGCCUCCAUUUGUUCCAUGGUUGGAAAAAGUGGCGUCAAGAAGCAAAGGCAGGCUUAAAAAGAAAUAUGUUAGAAAAUAGUGACCUUGGUAAAGAGUCUGUGGUCCAACGACAGGAAAGAGUCAUUUUGGACCGGGACAGAGUGGUGUUUAAUACUCGGUACAACGUAGAAAGAAAUCGAUGGGAAAUGGACCCAAUCGCUGUUCCUUAUGCUGUGUCAAAGAAGCUAAUAGAGAAUGCUCGAAUUAGGCAUGAUUGGGGUGCCAUGUAUAUUGUACUAAAGGGGGAUGACAAGGAAUAUUUUGUUGAUGUCAAGGAAUUUGAAAUGCUAUUUGAAGAUUUUGGUGGGUUUCAUGGUUUAUACUUGAGAAUGGUUGCCUCUGGUAUUCCUGCAGCUGUUGAAUUAAUGUGGAUUCCUUUCUCAGAGUUAGAUUUUCAGCAACAGUUUCUCUUGAUUAUGAGGUUGUCUCAUCAGUGUUUGAAUGGAUUAUGGAAGACUAAAAUUGUAUCAUAUGCAAGACAGUGGGUUUUUGAGAAAAUAAAAAAUAUAAAUGAUGACAUAAUGAUGAUGAUUGUUUUUCCCAUCGUGGAUUCUAUCAUCCCUUUUCCGAUGAGGAUGCAAUUGGGGAUGGCAUGGCCAGAAGAAAAAGGUCAAAUUGUUGACUCAACAUGGUACUUGAAGUGGCAGUCUGAGGCAGAGACUAGUUUUAAAUCUAGGAAAACAGAUGACAUCAACUGGUUUUUAUGGUUUUUAAUUCGGAGCAUCAUAUAUGGAUAUGUGUUGUUUCAUGUGUUCCAGUUUAUGAAGAGAAGAAUUCCAAGAAUUCUUGGGUAUGGGCCCUUACGUCGAGAUCCAAACCGGCAGAAAUUACAAAGAGUGAAAUACUACUUUAAAUAUAGGGCAAAGAGAAUAAAAGGAAAGAAGGAGGCUGGCAUUGAUCCAAUAAGAACAGCCUUUGACAACAUGAAGAGGGUAAAGAAUCCACCAAUACGAUUAAAAGACUUUGCAAGUAUUGAGUCUAUGAGAGAAGAAAUUAAUGAAGUUGUGGCAUUUCUACAGAAUCCUCGUGCAUUCCAAGAAAUGGGAGCUCGUGCACCCCGGGGAGUUCUUAUUGUUGGUGAGAGGGGAACAGGAAAGACAUCCUUAGCACUAGCUAUAGCUGCAGAAGCUAAGGUGCCAGUUGUCGAAGUUAAAGCCCAACAAUUGGAGGCUGGACUUUGGGUCGGUCAGAGUGCAUCCAAUGUCAGGGAAUUGUUCCAGACGGCAAGGGAUUUGGCACCCGUAAUCAUAUUUGUGGAGGAUUUUGACCUUUUUGCUGGUGUUCGCGGCAAAUUUAUCCACACUAAAAAGCAGGAUCACGAGGCAUUCAUUAAUCAGCUUCUUGUGGAACUAGAUGGGUUUGAGAAACAAGAUGGGGUUGUCUUGAUGGCAACAACUAGAAGUCUUAAGCAAAUUGAUCAAGCUUUACAGCGGCCUGGUCGGAUGGAUAGAAUAUUUCAUCUUCAACGGCCAACUGAUGCCGAAAGGGAGAAAAUAUUACGCAUUUCUGCAGAGGAAACCAUGGAUGAUCAGCUCAUUGACUUUGUAGACUGGAGAAAGGUUGCAGAGAAGACAGCUCUUCUACGGCCUAUAGAGCUGAAACUUGUUCCUGUAGCCUUGGAGGGUUGUGCUUUCAGAAGCAAAUUUCUCGACACGGAUGAACUCAUGAGUUAUUGUAGCUGGUUUGCGACUUUGAGUCGCUUUGUUCCCAAGUGGAUAAGGAAAACCAAGAUCAUGAAGAAGAUAAGCAAAACUCUGGUAAAUCAUCUUGGAUUGACAUUGACUAAAGGGGAUUUGCAGAAUGUGGUUGAAUUAAUGGAGCCAUAUGGUCAGAUAAGCAAUGGAAUGGAACUUCUGUCUCCUCCUGUUGAUUGGACGAGGGAGACCAAGUUUCCACAUGCUGUCUGGGCUGCUGGUCGGGGUCUCAUUGCUCUUCUUCUACCAAACUUUGAUGCUGUUGAUAAUCUAUGGCUUGAGCCAUUAUCUUGGGAGGGCAUUGGAUGUACAAAAAUUACUAAGGCAAAAAAUGAAGGUUCCAUGAAUGGGAACUUAGAAUCCAAAUCAUACCUUGAGAAAAAGCUUGUGUUUUGCUUUGGCUCUUAUGUUGCGGCCCAACUGCUACUUCCGUUUGGAGAAGAAAAUUUUCUUUCAUCUUCAGAAUUGAAGCAGGCACAGGAGAUUGCUACACGGAUGGUUAUUCAGUAUGGAUGGGGACCUGACGACAAUCCUACCAUCUACUAUCAUAGUAAUGCGGUAACAGCUUUGAGCAUGGGCGACAACCAUGAGUAUGAGAUGGCUGCUAAAGUUGAAAAGUUGUAUCAUUUGGCAUAUGAUAAAGCAAAAGAAAUGCUUCAAAAAAACCAUAGAGUGCUUGAAAAUAUUGUGGAUGCAUUGCUUGAGUUUGAAAUCUUGACAGGAAAGGAUUUAGAACGAAUGGUUGAAGUAAAUGGUGGGACUCGAGAGAAGGAGCCAUUUUUCCUUUCAAAAGUUAAUGACAAAGAGCCUGUUUCCAGCACCUUCCUUGAAAAUGAGAAUGCAUGGGGAACUACUUUUUUGGGCACAACAGCCUAGAAUUAAAAAAUAUCCAGCUCCGAAAGUCAUGUUUUAUGGAGUUGCAAGAGGAAGGCCAGAUUUUGCAUGAGCUUGGGUGCCUUUCUUAUGUUCCAUUUUUUUUUUUAAAUUUUUUGGAACAGUAGAGACAUAAUGUAAGUUCGUUGUACAGGAAGUAGUUUUGGCACUUUGGAGGUUGAGAAGAGGCAUCCCUUUUUUUCCUUUUCAACCAUCACCAGUAUUGUAAUUUGGGUUCUGCAUCAUGUGCUUCAAUAGCUCAAUUUGUAUUUUUGUAUUGUUUGUAAAAUAGAAUGGAUUCAUAAACUAAACGUCUUCUGUUUCUUUAUGAUGUUUAUCCGUUUUUAUUCACAUUCCAAAUUAAUUAAUAAAUUUGUGGAAGUAAACGUUGUUCA